Prorocentrum cordatum is the source of this 324-nucleotide messenger RNA. The record is from the annotation of a GenBank genome assembly. Lineage: Eukaryota; Dinophyceae; Prorocentrales; Prorocentraceae.
AUGCUCGCGUUCGGGGGCCUGCUGCACGUCGGCUUCGCGCUGGACUUCGGCGACGCGCUCGCGACCGUGGCCGCGCUGGGCGGCGUCGUCGGCUUCGCGCUGCAUGGCGCCCGCGGGCUCCGCGGCCCGCCCCAGGCCCGGCGGGAUUCAGCCCCGCAAAGCCACAAGGGCCUGGGGCGCGGCGAGCCGCUUGCUGGGAGGACCUGCUGGAGCCGCGCCCGCGGGAGCGCCAUCGUGCUCGCCGGCGCGCCGAUGCAGGCCGCCCUGCAGCUGUCUCUCAGCAGCGCGAGUUUCUACUUCAUGCUGGGCGACGAGAAAGAGUGA